AGUAUCUAUAAUUAUUUUGUAGAUGGAGAUUACUCCCAGGCCAUAACCUACUACACACAGGCGAUAGAACUCAACCCCUACAUGGCGGCUUAUUACGGCAACCGCAGCUUUGCUCAUCUCCGGACCGAGAGUUUUGGUUACGCGCUGAGUGACGCCUCCAAAGCUUUACAGAUAGACAGAAAUUAUGUCAAGGCCUACUAUAGGCGGGCUUCGGCCAAUAUGGCUCUGGGGAAAUUCAAAGUUGCUCUCAAAGAUUUUGAAUCGGUGAUAAAAGUGCGGCCAAAUGACAAAGAUGCGAAAGCUAAGUACAGCGAGUGUAAGAAAAUUGUCCAGAUGCAGGCUUUUCAGAGAGCGAUAGCUGUGGAAGAAAAUCAUAAAUCUGUGGCCGACAGCAUUGAUCUGGGCUCCAUGAGGUUUAUUAUUCUACCCUUGACUUUAUUUAAUGGUGACUUUGUGGAUCGAGGGUCCUUCUCAGUGGAGUGUGUCAUUGUCUUGUUUUGUUUUAAGCUUUUAUUUCCCAAUCAUUUCUUCAUGGCCAGAGGUAACCAUGAGAGUAUAACAAUGAAUCAGAUGUAUGGUUUUGAGGGAGAAGUAAAGUCCAAAUAUACGUCACAAAUGGCUGACCUCUUCACAGAAAUAUUUAACUGGCUACCAUUAGCACAUUGUAUAAACAACAAAAUUUUAGUAAUGCACGGUGGUUUGUUUAAAGAUGACAACGUGACUCUGGAUGAUCUCAGGAAAAUCGACAGAAACAGACAACCACCUGAAUCAGGUUUAAUGUGCGAGCUUCUGUGGUCCGAUCCUCAACCAAUGUCUGGUCGGGCCGAGAGUAAGCGUGGGGUGGGAACCAUGUUUGGACCUGAUGUCACAAGGAAGUUUCUGGAAAGGAACAAUUUGGAGUAUGUUAUACGAAGUCAUGAGGUUAAGCCAGAGGGAUAUGAGGUCUCUCACGAUGGGAAAUGUAUAACUGUCUUCUCAGCACCUAAUUACUGUGAUACGAUGGGGAACAAAGGGGCCUUUAUGACCUUGAGAGGAGAUGACCUUACACCAAAAUUUACAUCAUUUGAUGCUGUGCCACACCCUAAUGUUAAACCUAUGGCCUAUGCAAACAACCUGUUUGGAUUGUUUUAAUCUUCAUAGAAGGAAAAGAACAGACUACAUGUAACUUAUAAUGUACCUCAUGGGUUUAUCACCCAAUGCCAUAGAAACCGUGUAAUGCACAUUAUAAAUCAGUCUUUUAAAGACAGCAUCAUCAAUGUGCAGGCAUUAAACUUCAAGUAAUUUAAAAUGAUAAAGAUUAAGCUAAAUUGAGAGUUAAGCGAUAAUUAUUUAGUAGAAAUAUAUUAUUUUAUAUAAUAUAUAGACCAUCAAAGUCAGGACAAACUAUUCAAGGUAAACCAGAAAUAUUUUGUCCGAAAACUUUGUUCAUAGCUACUUAUUUGUGGCAGCUGAUAUUUUAUUGUCAAGAAAUUCAAGUUUUAAUAAAAUGAUAAAAA
This is a messenger RNA of Saccostrea cuccullata (small rock oyster), 1496 nucleotides long. Its product is annotated as serine/threonine-protein phosphatase 5-like. NCBI's taxonomy places the organism in Eukaryota, Metazoa, Mollusca, Bivalvia, Ostreida, Ostreidae. Gene Ontology annotation, molecular function: hydrolase activity; protein binding. The annotation marks the transcript as partial. The record is from RefSeq and is a predicted model, not a curated record. The transcript has 11 exons.